AGAGAGUUUGCAAUUUGGUGGCUGGAGAAUUGGAGGAAUCCAUUUUUUAUAUCGCUGUUCACGUCGAGGUUGAUGUGGCCCAGAUCCUCACUUCCUCCUCCCCAAGAAGCUGCACAUACCCAGGAUGGUGCCAAAGCUCCAUAGGAAAGUUAAAAGGAGGCACUUGAGUUCAUCUUCCUCCAGUAGUGCGGAGGAGAGCCAAGAUGAAGAUCUGCUGGAUGGUCCAAGCACUGUUAGUUCCUUGCGUGGGAGUGAUCUAACAACAGUCGAAUACCAGAUGAGGCUUCAGCACUUGUGGAAGUUACACCAAUUGAAAUUUCAGAAGUAUUAUGACAAGCCACACACACACUCUAAAUAUUACAAGGAAUGGGGUCAGUUUGUGCGCGAUCGGAGCGAGAGGAUCGUCGAACUUGGCGAAGACCCUCUCACCUACGAUUUUGAAACAGAAUGGAAAGGAUAUUGGAAACAUCGCUUAAGUAAGCUGGAAGUGGAAGACUGGAAUGAAAAAAAGGAAAAAUAUCUAGGGCUUGUGAAGAAGGGACACGGUGUCUCGGACAGGAGGCGGAAAUACAAAUCGGGGUCGAGUCGUAGAUCCAGCACCAGGUCAAUGUCAAGUUCAAGAUCAUCAACAACAUCAAGUACAGUAUCGACGGGAACAUCUAGCUCGAGUUCCAGAACCAAGUCAAGAUCAUCGAGCUCGAGUUCCAGAACCAAGUCGAGAUCGUCGAGCUCAAGAUCAAAAUCAAGGUCAAGGUCGAGGUCCAACUUGAAAGAGAGAGCUAGAAGGUCGAGAGGGAGGUCUUGUUCGAGGUUGGAGUCAGAAUCGAGGUUGAGAUCAAGGACAGAGAGAAAGGAAUUCGAGAAGGGACACGAAAAAUCAAAGAAUCAAAGGGCUGGUAAAAUACAUUCUCGAAGGCACUCCUCUCCACCAAUCAAACAGAGACGUAGUCCAGCAUCACGAGAGCCAGGAGGGAGCUCUGGGGCGUCACCAGAGAAGGAAUCGCCAAAGAAGUCGAGCGGUGAAGGGAAAUCUACCCCCAAAGAAAAGGGAAAGGAUCGGAAACGCAAGACGGAGAUUGCUGCGGCAGGGAAGGGAGAUAGCCCUAACCAUAAAUUUAGACUAGAAGAACUAAGGAAACAUCUUUUGAAGGAGUUAGAUAAGCUGGACAAUGAAUUUCAAAGCACCAGUGGAAGCACAACACCAGAAAUGGGAAAAGACGGAAUGGAAACUGACAUUGCAUUAUCAAUAUCAAGCCCUAAAAAUGGAGAGUUCUCAGACGCUGACAUGGAAACACAGUUAAGAAAAAGAAAAACAAAAUUGGUCAAUAAAGCUGGCUUGAUCAUAAACAGAGAGUUGAAAAAGACACACAAUCUGGAAGAAAGAGAUAGUGACAGUUGUUCAGAAGAUGUACAGAGUAUAUAUGAAGUUGAGGAGAAAAGUAAGAAAAUGAACAUAGCAAUUGAACUGAAUUUUGAAAAGCCAAAACUGGAACUCAAUUUUGGGAAGAAGCCCCAUAAACUUGAUCUUUCCUAUGCAGUAGAUAAACAGUCUACAAGCAGCAUGACAAAUUUCAAAGAAAAGAACACAAAGGAAGUCAAAGAGAGGGAAAGCACCACCUGCAGUAUAAAUGCAGAAAGUUUAUUCUCAAAAGGAAAAGCCCCUCAAAGUGUAGGAAAGUACGUGAGACACUCCUCAGAAAAGAGAGAGAGGGAAGAGAAGACGAUAAAUACACUAAAACUCCUUUGUAAUCUCAAAGAUCUUCAUCCCCAGUUGGCUGCUGAGGUUGUUGAUGUGUAUGACUUUGCCCUAAGACUGAGAAAUGAAGGCGAAAGCCCCACAAGAUGUCUCGAGGAAGGCAGGAGCGUCAUUAUCCUGAGACGGGUGUGCACGGAAUUGCAAGCCAGCAUAGCCCUCGGAAAUCUGGGAGACAUUCAGAAAAUAUAUCGGGGAGAGAUUGUGAAAUUAGUGGAAGACACUUUGGAAAGUUAUCUUCUUAUGUCAAACAGGUUUCUAUAUGAUCUGGAUAUCAAGGCCAUUGCCCAGUGCACGCUUGGUGGUUCGAAAUCGGACGUUGUGAAGUUCAUUCGUGAUGCUCUCGUUUGCAGUGCAAUGCAUAUACCCACAGUGGAGAAUCUUGCAGGUAUCUUGGAUGCUGUAUUGCAAGAGCAGUCCAAGAUAAACGGGGUUUAGUCAAAGGGGGAGAGAUUCUGAGCACAUUUUGCU
This is a messenger RNA of Penaeus indicus, 2224 nucleotides long. RefSeq names its product serine/threonine-protein kinase PRP4 homolog. Bases 125 to 2191 code for a protein of 688 amino acids. The record is from RefSeq and is a predicted model, not a curated record. Lineage: Eukaryota; Metazoa; Arthropoda; Malacostraca; Decapoda; Penaeidae. The transcript is spliced from 4 exons.